AUGGAGUGUGUUAAAGAGGAGACUGAUCCUGAAUCAUUCACAAUAACACCUCAACAUACUCAACAACAAAGAGACUUGGUGGAAGUGAAAGAGGAAGGUCAAAAUUGCAAAGAACUGAAGGAUGAACAUCAGGACCACAAUAACACGUCUGACAGCUGCUCAGAAACUGAUGAGAAUUCUCAUCAAGAAAGAGUUUUUGCAUGCCAUCUUUGUGCUAAGACUUACUCACAUAAAGGGUACCUAAAGUAUCACCUAAAGAUUCACACUGGUGACAGGCCUCACGCAUGCCCCCGUUGUGAGAAGACUUUCAUCCAAAGAUGUGAACUUAGGCUUCACAUGAUGAGUCACACAGGUGAGAGGCCUUUUGCUUGCCCUCAGUGUGUCAAACGUUUCAGUACUAUAGGAAGACUUAAUGUUCAUAUAAAGUCUCACAGUACUGAAAGGCCGUACAUCUGCCCUCAAUGUGGAAAGGGUUUCUUAUUUAAAGCAAGUCUAAAGACCCACAUACGCAUUCACACUGGCGAGAAACCUUUUAAAUGCUCUCAGUGUGACAAGAGUUUUAAAAACAAGGGACCUCUUAGGUUCCACAUGCGAAUUCAUACAGACUUUGUGGAAGUGAAUGAGGAAGAUCAAGAACACAAGGAAAUAAAGGACGAACAUCAGGACCACAAUUUUAUGACUGACAGCUGCUCAGAAACUGAUGAGAAUUUCUCUCAAGAAAGAGUUAAAGCCAAAAAUGUUUUUGAAUGCCAUCUUUGUGGUAAGACUUUCUCACAUAAAGGGUACCUAAGGUAUCACCUAAGGAUUCACACUGGUGACAGGCCUCACGCAUGCUCCCACUGUGAGAAGACUUUUAUUCAAAAAUGUGAACUUAGGGAUCACAUGAUGAGUCACACAGGUGAGAGGCCUUUCCCUUGCCCUCAGUGUGAUAAACGUUUCAUUAGUAAAGGAAGACUUAAUAUUCACUUAAAGACUCACAGUACUGAAAGGUCGUACAUCUGCCCUCAAUGUGGAAAGACUUACACGUGUAAAGGAUAUCUUCAGAAGCAUAUGAUAACUCACAGUCAGACACUAAAGUCACAUAUGUCUUUUUUAUGCCCUCAGUGCGGAAAGAGUUUUUCACAAAAGGGAUCCUUUAAUACUCAUGUGAGAAGUCACACUAUCGAUGGGCCGUACACCUGCUCUCAUUGUGGAAAGUUUUUCUCAUGUAAAUCACAUCUACAGAUUCACAUACGAGUUCACACUGGAGAGAAACCUUUCACUUGCCCUCAAUGUGAUAAGAGUUUUAAACAACAAGUACAGCUUCGGUAUCACAUACGAGUUCAUACAGGUGAGAAGCCGUACUCGUGCCAUCUGUGUGAUAAGAGCUUUACACAAAAAGAUAAUCUUAAGUGUCACAUACGACUUCAUACAGGUGAGAGACCAUUUUCAUGUCAUCUGUGUGAUAAGAGUUUCCCACGCGCAAAAGACCUCAGUGUUCAUCUGCGCUAUCACUUAAAUGAUAGGCGGUUUAGCUGCGAUCAGUGCGAUAAGAAGUUUGUUACAGCAGCUUUGUUAAAAGAGCACCUUCAGAUUCAUUCAGAUGAGAGGCCGUAUUUGUGUUCUGUUUGUGGGAAGAGUUUUCAAUCACACAGAAAAGUUAAAGUGCACCAGAAGACACAUACUGGUGUGAAAAACCAUGUGUGCUCUGUGUGUGAUAAAGCCUUUUUGAGAGGCACAGACCUAAAGCGACACCAAAAGAUCCAUGAAGAAAAAUCCUGAAAGUGCUCAGAUUGCUGAAGAAUUUUAUUGAGUUUGUAAGCUGAUAAAACACAAAUGACUGUAUAUCUCACAGAGAAAAGUGCUGUCCACAAAGAGUCCACAAAGAGAACCCAUGGUUACCCCUUUUCCACCGGGACUCGUAUAGUAUUAUGAAGACUUUAGAUGCUAAAUCUGCUAAGUGCGUCUGGCGUGACUUCUUUUUUGUUUAAUUACUGUAGCUGCCAGUAUUUCUGAUUUAAUACUGCUAAAGUAUUUGAUGAACUUCCAGUAUGCGCCAAGAGCAUUCGGUUACAAUCGUUAUCUAAUUUUUACUGUAGGUAGGGUUUAGCAGCUUUUCAUCUGAACUCUUCAUAGGUUUUCGUUGACUUUUGGAGAGUACACAUCCAACACCCUCCUCUGACUAUCAACAAUAUUGCAAGAGAGAUGAGCAACACCAUGUUUCUGGGUGUGCACAUAACCGAGGACCUCUUCUGGACUACCAACAUUGCAUUAUUGGCUAGUAAACCCCAACAGCACCUAUAUUUCAUCCCGAAACUGAGCCAGAGCCCCAGCACCCAUCAUGUGCUCAUUAUAUCGAGGCACCAUUGAAAGCAUCCUGACCACCUGCAUCACUGUGUGGUUUUCAAAUUGCACGACCAUAACCUGAAAGCCCUGCAGCACAUAGUGAAUACAGCAGAAAAGAUUAGGGGUAGGCAAAGUCGGUCCUGGAGUGCCAAUGUCCUGCGUAUUUUAGCUUGAUUAGAGCUGAAGCUAAAUUCUGCAGGACAUCAGCACCCCAGUACCGACAUUGCCUACCCCUGCUGUAAGGGGAAAGAUAAAAUAUAUGCAUCCAUUGGCCCAAUGGUGGUGAUUUAUGUAGGAAAAACAUAAUUCAGAAGCCAAUUUACAUCCCAAUUCAAAUAUGAAACAAUAUUAUGAAAAACCCAUUGUAUACCUGGUAAUGAGAUGAAGAUCUGGUUACAGAUUCCUCAAAAUAAAAUAAAAAUACAUGAUGCUGUGCCAGGACAGCAUCAUGGGGGUGCAUCUCUAGAUAUAGAAAGUCCCACCUGAAUCUUUUACCAUUUUUCUUAAAUACGCAGAGAACAAAGCAUUGUGAUAAUGAUAUACUGAUUGGUUCUUGUAAGCCCAUGGGUGUUGCCUAAUAUACAUACAGUGGGUGAUUGGUCAACAUGGCUAAGGUAGGAGGUGUCUCCCAACAUUAGAUUAAGUUUACUUAUUUAUUGUCACAGAUUAACAUUGAAUCCUGUUGUCGUAUUAAUAAACACAAAUGUCUGUUUAGAAAUACAUUUUGUCAGGGUUCUGCAUCACCUUACACUGCACUACUGAAAAACAGCUUCAUCCACUAGGCUGUUAUGAAGCUAAACUUUCUUCCCUCUGUCCUCAGAUGCAAUGAGCUGUAACCCUGCACCCCCCAAUGCACACGCACUUAAUCACACAAUACUUCAGUCACUUUUAUAAAAACGCUGCUAUCCCAUCUACACAUUGUUUGCACUACAAUGUAAACAUAUUGUAAAUAUACUGUACUUUUAUGUAUGGCAAUUUCUUUUUCUCCUUUUUAAACACUGUAUAUAAUUUAUUUAUAAUUUUUAUAAUAGUUAUGUGUAAUGUUUUUGUUGUACAAUGCAGACAUGGGGGAACGUAAUUUCAAUACUUUGUAUGUUCUGUACAUAUGCAGAAUUGGCAAUAAAGUUG
This is a messenger RNA of Paramisgurnus dabryanus, 3453 nucleotides long. The record is from RefSeq and is a predicted model, not a curated record. Lineage: Eukaryota; Metazoa; Chordata; Actinopteri; Cypriniformes; Cobitidae.